Messenger RNA from Phycomyces blakesleeanus NRRL 1555(-), 2199 nucleotides. RefSeq lists its product as hypothetical. Lineage: Eukaryota; Fungi; Mucoromycota; Mucoromycetes; Mucorales; Phycomycetaceae. Gene Ontology annotation, molecular function: protein binding. The transcript has 17 exons. The annotation marks the transcript as partial. The record is from RefSeq and is a predicted model, not a curated record.
GAAGACAAGAACCGCAAGGUCAUUCGUCUUUUGGAUCAAAAUGAUAUGGUGAUUGAUGUUUAUAACAUUAGUCAGAUUUCAGGACUUGAUGCCCGAGAGGGACUUUUGCUUCUGUGCAAAAAUAACAUCUAUUUGAUUGAUAAUUUCUUCCAGCGAGCUGAUGGUGAAGUUGUCGAGAUUUGGAAAGUACCACGCAAAGAACGUGAUGAGUAUCUUAUCCUUGUAGCCCAGGCUGCUGGCAUGGAAACAGAACCAACGGUCAGCUUAGAUGGAGAUAUGCACAACUGUCGUAAAUGGGCAAAUACUGAUUUGAAGGAAAUUUACAAGAGACGCUUCUUGUUCAGAGAUGUUGCUCUCGAGUUGUUUUUUGCCGAUGGUCAGAAUGCCCUUUUGACAGUAUCUCUAAAAGAACGUGAUGAGCUCUAUACAAAACUUGCAAGCCGUGUCACUCUUUACGAAGACUCGACCGAAUCUAUUAUUGGUGCUGGCGAAAAGGAAUACUUGACCAAUACCUUGAGUGGGGCCUUUAAACUUUCCAAUCUCUUUGGUACAUCAAUUCUCAGUGAACUGACUCAGCGGUGGGAGCGACGAGAUAUUACCAACUUCCAAUACCUGAUGUAUCUCAAUACGGUUGCCGGCCGCUCUUACAACGACCUGACCCAAUAUCCUGUGUUUCCAUGGAUUCUGGCAGAUUAUACGAGUGAAGAUUUGAAUCUCGAGAAUCCUGACACAUUUAGAGACUUAAGCAAGCCAAUGGGUGCCCAAACAUCCGAAAGAAGAUUGGAAUUUGCUGAUCGUUAUCGUCAAUGGGGUGAAACAAAUGACCCUGCACCUGCUUUUCACUAUGGAACUCAUUACUCUUCGGCUAUGAUUGUGUGUUCUUUCUUGAUCAGAUUAGAACCUUUUACACAGCAUUAUUUGAAACUACAGGGCGGUACUUUUGAUCACGCAGAUAGAUUGUUUGAUUCUAUUGGAAAGGCUUGGGAAUCAGCCUCUGAAAAGAAUAUGGGAGAUGUGAGAGAGCUGAUUCCAGAAUUCUUUUAUCUUCCCGAGUUUUUGGAAAAUGUGAACAAAUUCAACUUUGGUGUAAAGCAGGGAACUGGAGAAGCAAUUGACUCUGUUGUUCUUCCACCUUGGGCACAUGGAGAUCCAAAGGUUUUUAUUAUGCGACACAGAGAGGCCCUUGAAAGCGAUUACGUUAGUGCAAAUCUACACCAUUGGAUUGACUUGAUCUUUGGAUUUAAGCAGCAAGGACAGGCCGCAAUUGAUGCACUCAAUGUCUUUCACCAUGUUUCUUAUGAAGGAGCUGUUGAUCUCGACAAGAUUACGGAUGUUGUAGAAAAGACAGCUACAAUUGGUAUCAUUAAUAACUUUGGCCAGACACCUCGGCAGCUGUUCAAGAAACCUCACCCGACCAGAAUGCUUAGUUCAACCGAUGUGGCUACGCUUGGAUUCUAUCCUUUCCAAGACCACACUGAUAAACUUGUUCAGUCUAUUAGACCUGUUAAAGGUCUUUACAAUGAUCGUUUAGGUGUAUCUUCCAACCAACAAUUAUUUAUACCAUCCGAUGGCCAACGUUACAUUGAAUGGGGAUUUACGGACUUUAGUCUUCGUCUAUUCUCAAGUGAAUCUGGAAAACUCUUGAAUGUUUUUGAGAAACUCCAUGUUGGUUAUAUCAGUACAGCAUGCUUCCCUGAUUCACGCACUCUUGUUACUGGAGGAACUGAUAGUAUGGUCUGUAUGUGGAAAGUAAAGGCAGACAAAGGCACCGAUUUUAUUCCAUUGGAGUGUUUGAGAGGACACACUUCUUCAGUAACAGCAUUAACUGCCUCCAGAUCAAAUAGCAUUCUAGUCAGUGGAUCAGAGGACAAGAGUGCUAUUGUUUGGGACUUGAAUCGUAUGAAAUAUGUGCGAUCUCUUAUGGGCCAUGAGAACGGUGUUCAACUCGUGUGUAUUAAUGAUUCUACUGGUGAUAUAAUAACCUGUUCAGGACACGUUAUUCGCGUGUGGACUAUAAAUGGAGAACUUUUGCUCUCAAAAUCUACGGGCUCAAGUUCGGAGCCUAUUUUGUCCUGUGUGUUUUAUGAGGAGCGUCCUAAAGAAUGGUCGGGUAAAGAACAAAUCAUCACUGGUCACAAAAAGGGUAUUAUAAAGGUAAGUCCAGGGAUAUCAGCAAUUGCCUUUGUAUGUGAGUUAUAG